Molecule: messenger RNA, 9207 nt
Organism: Colletes gigas
Lineage: Eukaryota; Metazoa; Arthropoda; Insecta; Hymenoptera; Colletidae
Gene: bark
Product: protein bark beetle
Exons: 27
Coding region: 111-8960 (2949 amino acids)
Cellular component (GO): membrane
Source: RefSeq, a predicted model, not a curated record
UGUACGAAGCCUCUGAGCCGGGACGAGCGAGUAGCGAAGGAUCGCAAACCAUUGUUUGUUCGACGAUUAGCGAUGCACGAUUCGCACGGGAUUCUGUUCACGAGUUUACUAUGCGUUCGGUGUUAGUCCCGUUUAGGUUCAAAGAGUUUCGCAAAAUGCGCGUCGCGUGUCUGUUCGUGACGAUUCUGGCCGUUGUUCGUGGACAGUCGGACGAUGGGUACGAUCAGUCGUCCAUUUAUUACACCGAGCCGACUUUCGUUAAUGCAACUAACGGCAAUGCGAACGGUGGCUACACCGAACUACCCGGCGGUCACAUCAUCAGGGGCCAACGGCUGUUGGAACGAUCGAAAAGCCCGUACCUGCUACGCGAAGAUCUGUUCGUGGAUCGCGAGUGCGAACUGGUGAUAGAGCCAGGCGUGGAGAUACGAUUUGGUCCCAUGAUCGGCAUCACUGUUCGUGGUAUCGUAACUGCAAAGGGGGAACCACACGCGCCAAUCCUAUUAACAGCAGCAGAGGCUAACAAUCAGGUCCACCCUGUUGAAUCGCCGCUUUCGAUACGACUGGUCGACGGGCCGACGCCGUACGAAGGUCGUUUGGAGCUGUUCCAUCGAAACGAAUGGCGAGCCGUAUGCACGAAUUCGCGAAACUGGACUCGAGCUGAUCUGGAGACAGCGUGCAGACAGCUUGGUUUUCAAGGAGGGAGAUGGUGGUCGUGGAUGGAUAGACAAUGGCCCGCGAAACCGCGACUUUUGUACGAGCAACCAGGCUGCAGGGGCACCGAGUCGUCUUUAACGAACUGCGAGAGGUGGUCCGACAGACAGCUUGGCGGUGGCGUUUGUGAUUAUCAUCCCGAUCUCGGUGUCGCGUGUUUGCCUCGUCACGACGGAGCAACGAAGGCGAUCAAACAUUGGAGAGGUAUCCGUUUCGAAGAUGCUUUGUACGACCGACCAUUGAUACAAGAAAACACUCUCUAUGUACGAAAAUCGAAGUCUAUACUACAGAACGUGGUGAUAGAGCACGCAGGAACGGGUCGAGAAUAUAAUGUCACAUCCGCGAUCGACGUGGAAGGCGUUCCACCGCAAAUGGAAUCGAUUUCGGUCCUUCAUGCAGCCUUCACGGGCAUUAACGUCACCAUCCCGAACGCUCCUGUUAUAAUAAAUAAUUGCACCGUUCAAAACAACAGAGGAUACGGUAUCUACGUGAACAGUUCGUCCGGAAUGGCACACGUUAACGAGUGCUCCAUAUUGGAUAACGGGGCGGAUGGAAUCAAGUACGUUCACUUCGACGAACGGCCCGAUGAUAAAUUAGAUCGUACAGAGGUCUUCGAUUUAUGCACAUUUCCAACGACCACUAGUCAAACAUUUCCCCUUAUUAUAUCGAUGCAGCAGAGCAAAUACGCGCCCAACAUGAAACGCUGCCCGCAACACAUCUUUACAAGGCCGGGGCACGUGUUGACGAUACAUUUUUUACAAAUGAAGACCGAUAGAAACGACAGCGCGAUGAUAGAAGUGUACGACGGCAUUAGCGUGAUGGAAAAGUUAUUAGCCAGAGUGCGAAUUAAAAAUGGCACGUUGCCACAGAGCGUCACCACGACCCGUCAGAAUCUGUACGUGAAAUUCAUCGCUGAACCGCGCACCAACACGAUCGUUUUCGUACGAUUGAUUUCCGGCUACAAGAAAACGUACGAUCUGAACGUGACUGGUAGCAUCAUUGCCGGCAAUAAUGGAAGAGGAAUCGCGGUGGAGAAGUUACGAUCGGCUCUGCACGUUCAAGAGACUUCUGUGUCCAGCAACAAACACGUGGCUGGUGUGCAUGUAUUGGGCGGUGCUGCCGACGUAAAUAUAACUGGCAGCCGUAUAUCAUUCAACACGGGCGACGGCGUUAACAUCACCCACACGGGAGGGAACCGUAACGUGUCGCGUACGAGCAUUUCCUCCAAUCAGGGUUACGGAUUCGCGGUGUGGCUGAACGACAGUUCCGCCACCGAAUACGUGUACUUCAAUCAGGCCACCGUGAUCGAGUAUUCGCAAAUAUUCCGGAACAAGGAUAUCAGUAUUCUUGUUGGCAACGCAACCGGCAACUCGUACGUGAACGUGUCCGGUAAUUGGUUCAACAGCAGCGCCGAGACGGCGAUACAAGUGGGGUCCAGCUGGAGGCAGAACGAAGGGUUGUUGAGGCUCCAAAUUGGCCACAAUUCUUUCGUGCAAAACGCCAAGUUUGGAAUCAAACUGAGCCCCGCCCUCAACAUGGAGGCGGUCAUCGAGCACAAUAACUUCCGAGAGCAAUCGAACGGUUGCAUGUUAAUAAAAAAUCCGCUCUACGAAGAGUUCAGCGUCCUUCCCGUUUACAUCGUCGUCCGGCACAACGAAUUCUACGGGAAUCGGGGCGCGUUUGUGGUCAGCGUCGGUCUGUCGCCGUACAGCGACGUACAGAGACUACUGUUCACGAGAAAUUUCUUGCGCGACAAUCGUGCCCGCGAGCUGUUCGACGACGGGAACUCGAUGAGAUCCAGAUUGAUACCGCGUUCCAGAGUGGCGGCGGUCGUGGUCGUUUCGUCGAGCAACGUGGAAGUUUUCCGGAACAUCCUGCACAAUCCCGAGUCACGAUACGAGAUCGGCUCUCACCUAGAGGACCAGAGUAAAAUUAUCAAUUGUACUUACAAUUGGCUUGGAUUCGCGGAAGAGAACAGGAUAUUUGAACGACUGUUUCACAGAAAGGACAGAUACAAUCUGGCUAAGAUCGAGUACCUGCCUUACCUGCUGCACAGCAGCAAUCCAGGGGCGAACACGAUCAUUUCGAAUCCGACGUUCGUGCCGCAAUUCGUUACACCGGGUACAAACUUGGUCGGCGGCGAGGUAGACGGCCUCGAAACGUUGAAGGCGGGAGAAUAUAUCGUCGAGCGCGAUAUCAAUGUUAGACCAAGCGGUAAACUGAUCCUCCAUCCCGGUGUCACGUUGCGUUUCCCGCUGGCUGUAGGGAUGAUGGUUGCCGGGAGACUGGACGCACGUGGCAAACGACCGAGCGACAUUCUGUUCACGUUAAAAGAGGAGAUCGUUAUGGACGGGAACAACGACACACUGACGAACGAGGGACUUGGUCAAAUGAACGAAAUGGAACCGUCCGUACGACUUCUCGGCGGUAAAACGAACCUCGAAGGAAGGCUACAGGUGAAAGUUGGCGAAAAAUGGGGAACCGUUUGCAAUUACGGUUGGACGAUCCGCGACGCGGCCCUCGUUUGUCACCAAUUAGGUCUCACUCUGGACCCUGACAAUUGGCUCAUGGAACGUUCGCAAAUUCCAAACGCGGGUAUCAACGAAGACAUUGUUCUUAGUAACGUUAGGUGCACCGAGGACGAUAACGACAUAUCGAGGUGUCGAGCAGAAACGGAACAAAGCUUUGAAAAUUCUUGUACUCAUGAGAACGAUGUGGGCGUUAGGUGCUCGGAGGCGGCUUGGGCUGGCCUUCGAUUGGGACCGUUGGCUCAGAGAAGCGAUCUUCAAUACGUGACCAUCGAAAAGGCAGGAUUGCUUGAUUACAUCACGAACUCGUUCAAGCCAGCAUUGCAAAUCGAUUUCUCGCGACACUCGUUGGACAGUGUCAGAGUUAUCGAUAAUCUGCAAGACGGUUUAGGAGUUCUGUACUCGGAUAUAUAUUCCGCGGACGCGGUGAACACUGUUAGGAACAGCGACUUUUCGCACAACGGCGGCAGCGGUAUCAGUUUCAAGCAACUGGGAAUGAAAAUCGACAAUUCCAGAAUCGAGAAUAACAAAGUUGCUGGAAUCAGGCACAAUCCAGCUCUAUCCGCUGUACAGCAGAGAGAAUUCGCGGGCUGGUUUUUGCGUGUACCGGACGCAAUUGAAUCUUCCUACGAUCCAAUAAUCAUAACCCACAACACGCAAGACAUCGUACUCGCCAACGAGGAAACCAAGUACUUGGUAACUGUUAAAAUGAACAGCGAUCCAAUUCGACAACGUAUCUACAUCAGAUGCAGACCGGGAUACGUGAUCGGUAUACAGCUUCUCAAUCCUAUCGAGAAUCGUAGCACAGAACAGAUCAUCCUGCACGAUUCGCAGUACGGCGACUCCGGUCGAGACGUCUGGCACGUGAAACGGGAUUUAUCGGUAUUCCCCGUGACGUCCAGUUCGUUCGCUGUGGUUUUGGAGUAUGAAAGUGGCAGGAACGCGCUCGGCGGUGCUGUUAUGGUUAUCACAGCUCUGCAGGCCCCGAUACAGGACGUACGGAACAAAAUCGUGAGAGGACCCAUUCCGACCUUGCUGGUUACAGAGUCCAAGAUCAAGAACAAUCGAAGGGGUAUACUGGCGUCGUACUACAACAGAUACUUGGACGAGAUCGGCGAUCAUUUUCUACGAAAAGCCAACGAGACUGUGCAACUGAUCAGUUGCGAGGUGUCUCACAAUCAGGAAGAAGCAAUUUACGUAUACUCCCCGCACUGGAACAUCUUUCAAACGAACAUGUCCGAAAUCUCGAUCCAUAUCAACAACAGCCUGAUCACGGAUAAUGGUAAAGGCAUAUAUCAAUUCAGUCGCGACGCCAGACAAUCCAAUAAUCUCUUUCACUGGAUAAUGCAAGACAGUACCGUGGAAAGGAAUCGAAACGGCGGCUUCGAGGUAUUGUUGCCCGAGGUGUGGCAGUACAACGAAAACUUCACGCACACGCUCUACUUCGGCAACAAUACCUGGCGAAACAACGAGGAAUUCGGUUUCGUGGUGGACGGCCAUUACGCCACCUUGAACAUUUCUCAGAAUCGGUUCGAGGGGAACCGUUGCAAAACCGGCCUGAUCUCUGUCCGCGGAAUGGAGAAGAGAAUGAGGAUCGACAAUAACCGUGUAUCGAGCAACACCGGCGUCUACAUGGUGGAGUUCAAGGCGGACAGUCAGUCGGAGAUUCUGGGCGACGUGGAUGCUCGUUUUUACUACAACGAGAUCAAACGGAACAGUUACGAUCUGGUACGCAUGGGGCCCCGUCGCACGGACGACAGUCCCAGUUACGUGGUCGGCUUCCACGGUAUUCAAAAGGUGCGGAUAAACAGGAAUCUGUUCGGCGAGAAUUCUUUGGACUACGAGUUGCUGGCUGGUAUCAGAACCGCCAAGAUCAACAACGAAGUAGACGUGACCGAAAACUGGUGGGGAACUCCCGACGACGUCGACAUCAGACGAAAGAUAUUCGAUUUUGACGACUGGAACGAUCACGCGGUGGCCCGUUAUCGUCCUUUCCUAACGAACGACGCCCUCGAUUCCUCCAUUUCCGCGUCCUGGCAGAUCGCUCGUGAGAUAGACUUGGACAAUUUGGGCGGACGUAUCGUGGAAAAUCUGUCCAUACAGGCCAGGGAUAAACCUUACGUUGUACGAUCGGAUAUCACCGUUAUGCCGGAAGCCACGUUGCACGUUUAUCCGGACGUCGUCAUGGAGUUCGCCCCCAACGUCGGUAUCCUCGUCCUCGGCACUCUGAAAGCCGUAGGUGCACCCGGUCACGAGAUUAUAAUGAGGUCGAUGGAACGUAGCAACGCGAACGAGGCAACGAUCGCAAAACCCACGAGAACCUCCGGAAACGUCGUCUCGAUGUCCGAGGAAACGAUUCGUCUUUGCAAAGACGGUCGUUGUUCGUCCUUGUACAACGAAGGAUUUCUGGAAUUCUUCAAUAAAACAACCUUGCAAUGGAUACCGCUGUGCGAUACCAGAUUCACCGAAAGGAACGCGCAAGUGGCCUGUCGACAAUUGGGUCACGACACCCUUAAUGUCUACGUAUCGUACGAUCGUAGAUACGAGUUGCAUCCCGGUUCUCUGAUACGCGUAUGGUCUUGGCCCGAACCGCUACAGUGCACCGGCAAGGAAGAGAAAUUAGAAGACUGUCGGAUUCGAUUGAACGGCCAACUGUUCGGUCAUCGGCACGAGUGCUCGUGGGACGACCAAUUCGUCUUCAUCGGCUGCGGGAAAAGAAAUCUGGACGACGCGUACGAUUACUGGGGCGGAAUACGUAUCGCCAACAGCGAGUUCGAGCAUCAUUUGUACGAGCAUCGGAUUCACGACGUUGUCACACACGAGACAGUGAGACGGGUCGAAUCGGUACUGAAACAUAUAAACAUCACCGGCGCCGGGAUUCUGCAUUUCGAGAAAUCGGCCGCGGUGCAGACUAUCAUGAAAUCUCCGGUGAUAAUGCAAGUGAACGUAACACGCAGCGCCUAUCACGGUUUCAAUGUGAUAUCGCCGACACACGCGGUUGUAUUGUUGUUCAAUGUUGUCGAUAACGUGCUUGGAAACGGCGUGAACAUACUCUCGAUAACGGGGGAGGGACGCGAGGCCGACGAAAGUUCAUUCACCCCUAUCAAAGAUCUUAAUAUUCCUUAUCACCUGUUCAGUAUGAUCGAUAUAUGCGACACCACUAAAGAGAUCACGCUCGAGGAACGAGUGAUAGUUUAUUACAAGUACGACAAUUACCCCGUGAACUGCGUGAAAAUUUUCCGUAGCGCUUACAGGGCCAAACCGUUCGGAUUCAGGCUCUUGCAGUUUAAUCUUUUCAAUUCUACCGGAAAACCUGGCCGCGUCGACAGUAUAACAUUGUACGACGGAGAUAUUUAUAACGUCACCGCGAAGAGCAUAGGUCAUCUGGAAGCCAACAGUCCCGAUGAAAAGAAACUGUUCAAAACCCAAGGACCCAGCCUCAGUGUGAGACUGUUCGCUAACGGUGCGAGCAACGUGCACGGAUUUAUCGCGGAAGUAGUCACCCUGCCAAUCUCUGCCAUUGGAUUUAAUCGCGAUGUACAACACAACGUUUCUUAUUCCAUAAUAACGAACUGCCGCGAGGGAGCGAUAAAAUACGCGAGCGCCGGCGAAGUAAACGCAAUAAUGACUCUCGAGCGCAAUCAGUUCACGAACAAUUGCGAGAAACUCUAUGGUAAUUUUUCAACUUGCAAGUCCGCGCUAUGGCUGGACGUUCAGAAUACUCAAUCGUUAUACUUUAGAAACAAUUUAGUUCAAAAGAAUCAAGGCGGACUUUCCAUUCGCGCCGAUUCCAGAGGCUCGGCGACUUCUUUGAAAGGAUGGAUUCACAAUAAUCUUUUCGCGGAAAACUUUAACAGACCCGCGCUAUACGUAGAGGGUCGUCAAAGCAGUCCGUACCAGGAAGUUACUAUAUUUAGAAACUACUUUACGAAGAACAACGCUCCUUACGACAACAACAUUGUUUUGAAACAAGUGGUCAGCAACAUGACGCUCAAUUAUUUACAUGGCAAUCUUGGCUCACACCUGUUAGAAAUUUCGGGAUUCGAGAGGGUUCGUUUGCCCAUCUACCAGAGCACGUCUCACAAUGGUUUUUACAAGAACUAUGCGGUAAACCGUGACGGUCGUAGUACGAUAGUGGCUGGAACCCCUGGUCAACAAUACGUCGACAAUGUCUUUUUCAAUCCAGAUAAUGAUUAUGAAAUGCUCACGACGAAUAGAUCACAGCAAUUGGAAAUGUGGAGGUCUCACGUGGAUGCAAGGCACAAUUGGUGGGGAUACAACGAAACGUUGGCGGUUGCAGGUAGAAUAAGGGACAGAGGGGAUUCUCCGGAAUUGCUGCAGGUCGAUUAUCAACCCUUUCACAUGAGCAAUUUGUCCGUGCUGAAUGGAAAAUGUCCACCAGCUUGGGACCUUGUGGGCGACACGUGUUACAUAUACAUUGGUGCACCAAUGGAUUUCUAUAGCGCUCGCGACUUUUGCAGGUCGGUAAACGCAUCGAUGCCGUUUAUUAUGGGCGAUUAUUUGGAGCUAUGGCAAUUUAUACGAAAGCAACAGGAACGUUACGAUUAUUCCGAUCGCGCUUGGAUACAGCAACUGGAUCGCGUGGAUCAAUGCACGACUUUCACGUAUCAAACGAUAGAGAUCGAUCACUGUGCUCAACGAAGCCCUUUUGUUUGCGAGAUUGAUCCCCGAGUGAAUAUCGAUCCUUUAUCGUGGAGGAAAGAUAUCGUUGCCGUGGCUGUGCUAGGAGCAGCAGGCAUAGCACUCGCUUUACUAACAGCCGCGAUCGCGCUCUGGGUGUCGAAAUCGAAGAGGCGAAACCUAGAAAGACUGGAGAGGCGAAAUUCUAUCAGGCAAUCGUUGCAUUCGUUGCGAUCGGUUGGCUCUACUUCCGGAUUCACGGAGCUCGCUUAUCGACGUAAACCUAUCACGACGAAACAUUCCACGGACACGCUGAAUUCGAAAUCCCUGGACUAUAGGAGAAUGUUGAACGGCGGAAGCAUCGAUUCGAUGGACAAGUCACAGUUGAACUCGUCGAUGGAGGACAAUCAAAGCUACGACGUGUACGAGGCGCACAAUCCACGGUACUCGCCGAGCACCAGCGACUUUAAGAGCACUGCCCAAAAAUACGGAGCCACUCCGAGCGGUGACAAUCCAGUUUUCGACCUGACUUAUCGCAACGAGGGCUUUCGAAAUCACUCAACGUUCGCUUCGAGAGCUACCAACGAUUGGCCUCUGUCCAACACCGAGACGACCGCGGACGAGACGCCUGCCGUGGACGCCACCCACGAAACCUCGUACCUCAAUAACACGUCCACCCUUCCGUUGCAUUCCAGCCUCGCGUUGACCGAUUCGAUCAGCGAAUUGAAACGCGACAUCGACACAUCGGCCUCCUACAGUCCCAUGGACUACGACGUGAGGCGUAGCUACGACAACGCUACGUUACCGAGUCAAACGUCCGAGCCUGUGCCCGAAUACGCCCCAGAUUUCAAUCCACCGAUACCGCCCCAUCCCUAUCAUCAUUUCGACGAGGGCAGACCCAGAAGCGAGGCACUUCUAGAAACGAAUCUCGACAACGGCGAGGAGAAACCUCUACGCUCCAAGAGCGAGGCGUUACUGGAGACCAAUCUGGACGUGUUCCUACCGAACGAGCCUACGGAAUUGACGCAACUCUCGGCCGGGGCAAGAAGCAAAAGCCAACCCUUGGAAACGGCGAUGUGAACCACCGAUAGGAACUUACCACGAAGCUGUUCGCAGAGACUGUAACUACGAACGCGAUCUUAAAAGCAAACCCACCGAAUUUAACGUUUAAGACAACGGAGCCUAAGGGGAACGAGUGCAACGAAACGCUGUCGGUUAUUUUAAGGAAACGUUCGUCGAUCUAUGUUCUUCCCGAUACGACAUACAAGGGGCGGAUCCUGAACCCGGAAAUUCAUAAAUUCACACGCUCUAUACAGGGUAUUUUAAA